UCCUCUUCAACAUGAAGAGCUCCACAUACCUGCUGGUCCUGGGUCUUUCCUCCUGGUCUGCGGUGGUUUUUGCCGCUGAUGGAAAUGGAUACUUCAUGUACGCCGACUUCUGGUGCGCCGUGCGAUCCAGAGAGCGGGAGCAGGUGGAGUAUCUGGUCGACUGGUAUUUUAACAAAGAGUACAUGAUGCAGUACAACAGCACAGUGGGGAACUGGACGGGCUUCACUCCGGCUGGAUUCAUCUCUGCGUCCAUCUUUAAUGAGGACAAGCGCGACCUUCUGCAGAGGAAAGUGGAGAGGCAGCUGAUCUGUGUGGACAACGUCAGAUUGGUACUGAACAUUACUGAGGAGAGCAUGGUUGAACCCAGCGUCACUCUUGCGGAGACCGUCGGCUCCGGUGACAAAACAAUGCUGGUGUGCAGCGCGUACGACUUCUACCCAGAACACAUCAGGGUGACGUGGCUCCACGACGGACAGGAAGUGACCUCGGGCGUGACCUUAACCGACGUGAUGACAAACGGAGACUGGACGUAUCAGGUCCACACUUACCUGGAGGUGACUCCUGACCGGCGGGACAAGGUCAGCUGUAGGGUGGAGCACGCCAGCCUCAGAGCGCCCAAGGUUUGCGACUGGGACUCUUCCAUUGAUCGGUCCGAGAGAGGCCUCCUGGUUGGUGGCGUUUGUGCUCUGCUGUUGGGAGCAGUGUUUCUGUCCUCGGGACUGAUAAAGUACAGGAGGAAAAACUCAAACCUCAUAUAAGCCAAAUAAACUGUCAUGAGGAUGUAGUCAACCUGGACUACAUUUUACUCCUAUUUGAAAAAAGAAAUGAAGAAGACUUUGUCUAUA
This is a messenger RNA of Anoplopoma fimbria (sablefish), 845 nucleotides long. RefSeq names its product boLa class II histocompatibility antigen, DQB*0101 beta chain-like. Bases 12 to 758 code for a protein of 248 amino acids. Gene Ontology annotation, molecular function: MHC class II protein complex binding. The transcript is spliced from 4 exons. Gene Ontology annotation, biological process: antigen processing and presentation of exogenous peptide antigen via MHC class II; positive regulation of T cell activation; peptide antigen assembly with MHC class II protein complex. The record is from RefSeq and is a predicted model, not a curated record. Lineage: Eukaryota; Metazoa; Chordata; Actinopteri; Perciformes; Anoplopomatidae. Gene Ontology annotation, cellular component: membrane; MHC class II protein complex.